Messenger RNA from Zerene cesonia (dogface butterfly), 2789 nucleotides. It is a transcript of the gene Gyc88E, whose product is annotated as soluble guanylate cyclase 88E. Gene Ontology annotation, molecular function: oxygen sensor activity; heme binding; guanylate cyclase activity. Bases 1 to 2772 code for a protein of 923 amino acids. The transcript has 15 exons. Gene Ontology annotation, cellular component: guanylate cyclase complex, soluble. Gene Ontology annotation, biological process: nitric oxide-cGMP-mediated signaling; cGMP biosynthetic process; response to oxygen levels. The record is from RefSeq and is a predicted model, not a curated record. Lineage: Eukaryota; Metazoa; Arthropoda; Insecta; Lepidoptera; Pieridae.
AUGUACGGGCUCCUGCUAGAAAACAUGGCGGAAUACAUCCGUCAAACGUACGGCGAAGAGCGGUGGGAGGACAUCAGGCGGCAAGCGGGGGUCGAACAGCCCUCCUUCUCCGUCCACCAGGUGUACCCGGAGAACCUCAUCACACGACUCGCGAAGAAAGCACAAGAGGUUCUAGGCAUAACGGAGCGCGAAUUCAUGGAUCAAAUGGGUGUUUAUUUCGUCGGUUUCGUAUCACAAUACGGCUAUGACAGAGUGCUAUCAGUAUUGGGACGGCACAUGAGAGACUUUCUGAAUGGCUUGGACAAUUUACACGAAUAUUUGAAGUUCAGUUAUCCAAGGAUGAGGGCCCCGAGUUUUAUAUGCGAGAAUGAAACGCGACAGGGUUUGACAUUACAUUAUAGGUCGAAGCGGAGAGGCUUUGUGUAUUAUGCGAUGGGACAGAUAAGAGAGGUAGCUCGCCACUUCUACCACAAAGAGAUGCGUAUUGAGUUACUUCGCGAAGAAUUAUUAUUUGACACAGUUCACGUGACUUUUCAACUGACAUUCGAUAACCGGGCCUUUACGCUCGCCUCACUGGCUAUGACGAGAGAAGAGAAGCAUCUGCCCAUCAGCGCGUCUGUACUGUUCGAGAUAUUCCCCUUUUGUAUUGUUUUUGGUUCAGACAUGAUAGUCCGAAGUAUAGGAAACUCGCUAAUGGUGAUACUACCAGAUUUGGUGGGGAAGAAAAUAACUAACUGGUUUGAUCUGGUUCGGCCGCUAAUUGCGUUUAAAUUCCAAACUAUAUUAAACAGGACGAAUAACAUAUUCGAGUUGGUGACCGUAGAGGCAGUUAUGCACGAGAAAGCGCCCGACAGAAGGAAUGAGCUGUUACGACUAUCCGACGAAUCUGAUUCAACCACUGAGAAAAAUCUACGGUUAAAAGGACAAAUGAUCUACAUGGAUAACUGGCGCAUGAUGAUGUACUUAGGUACUCCUGUGAUGCCUGACCUAGCUGCGCUCGUUUCUACUGGACUGUAUAUUAACGAUCUCUCUAUGCAUGAUUUUAGCAGAGAUCUCAUGUUAGCCGGAACGCAACAGUCCGUAGAGCUCAAAUUAGCACUGGACCAGGAGCAGCAGAAAAGCAAGAAGUUAGAAGAAUCUAUGAGGAAAUUGGACGAAGAAAUGAAGAGGACGGAUGAGUUGCUCUAUCAGAUGAUACCGAAGCAAGUUGCUGAUAGGUUGCGAAAUGGAGAAAAUCCUAUUGACACUUGUGAGAUGUUCGAUAGUGUUUCCAUACUCUUCUCCGACGUGGUCACAUUCACAGAGAUAUGUUCACGAAUCACACCAAUGGAGGUUGUGUCGAUGCUCAACGCUAUGUAUUCGAUAUUUGAUACUCUGACAGAGAGGAACAGAGUCUAUAAGGUGGAAACGAUAGGAGACGCUUACAUGGUAGUGUCAGGAGCUCCAGAGAAAGAAGACAAUCACGCUGAAAAAGUUUGCGAUAUGGCCCUCGAUAUGGUAGACGCUAUCACAGACUUGAAGGAUCCUAGCACAGGAUCCCACUUAUCAAUCCGGGUGGGGGUACACUCCGGCGCCGUGGUGGCCGGCAUAGUAGGACUCAAAAUGCCCCGCUACUGCCUCUUUGGUGACUCAGUGAACACCGCGUCCCGAAUGGAGUCCACUUCAGAGGCAAUGAGGAUACACAUCUCGCAGACCACUCGUGAACUGCUUUCACCAUCUUACAAAGUCACUGAGAGAGGCGAGAUACAAGUUAAGGGGAAAGGUGCAAUGAAAACGUACUGGCUCGAAGGGCGCGAAUCCCGGCCGUCGCUCACCAAGGUAAUAUCGCCCCAAAUACAACCAGGACAAGAGUUAGAAUGGGAGCGAGCAGCCGACGUGCGGGACAGCAUCGCCGAACAUUCCGCGCAACAACUCAACAAUAAAGAAAAUUUACAACUGAAAGAGUCUUUGACUUACCUCGCAGCCAAUUCUGCGCCCAAUUCCCUUGUUAAUAGCGCCGGGAAUCUCAUGAAGCAGCCGCCAACGGUGACGUCACCGGCGGAAGAGAGACGCAUGUAUUCGCCCGUCACUUUCCAAGAUGUUGCCAGGCGGAGUAUAGCUAAUUCGCCGAAUAGAACGGAAAAGGAUAAAGAAUUUCGUCCGUUUCCCGAAUCAAGAUCCACGUCAGCAAGUAUGGGCGGAGUGUGGACAGACGCUGAGUCGUUGGACCCGCAACGAACUUUAGAUAGCUUAAAUUCUUCGUUCUGUUACAGUUCGACGUCCCCUUGCAGAGUCGGCACCGCGCCGCCGCUCAAGCAGCGAGACAACAGCUUCUUUACUGAAAAUAUUCGCAGCAUCCCUCUAUCACCACCGAACUCAGCGCCAAUUGUUAACGACACACCCUACACCAACACGCAAGUGCAGACAUCGGUCACACACGAGAGAACGGCGUCACACAGUGGAGAUGAAAUAGAGACAGAUACGGAGUACCAAGACGCACACGCGGAGUUGAGCCACAUUUGCCCGGUCACAGAGAACAUUGAGCCAAUUCUCCCGAAACAGGGCAAAGUUGGCCGUUUUCGGGCUCGCAUCGCCCCCGGACACAACAAAAUGUGCUCCAAUUCUAAACUUUCCAAAGAAUCCAUUAAGGAUAAACCACAAACUCCACCAACGAACGUUCAACCGCACGGCCAUCACCAUUCGAAGAAUGUUAAUCAUCACCAAUGUUGCGGCGCUUUUGGAAACCCUCAUGUUAGACAUAAAUCCAGUAAUGCUAGUUGUCAUUUAAUUUAGAAAUACGAUUUUAACAC